This is a messenger RNA of Mesorhabditis spiculigera, 3816 nucleotides long. The record is from the annotation of a GenBank genome assembly. NCBI's taxonomy places the organism in Eukaryota, Metazoa, Nematoda, Chromadorea, Rhabditida, Rhabditidae.
AUGAUCUUCCAUUACUUCACUUCCGCCCUCAGCUGGCUGAUAUUUUCACACCCGUGGUUCUGUCUCCUUCUAAUCAUCAUUGCCGUUGUGGUCGUCGUCGGGUUUCUGAAUGUGAAUGUUGAGCCAGAUUCUGGUACCUCGACCCCAGAAUCGAGCUCCAGGAGACUUUCUUUCAUACAUGAAGUUGAAGAAAAGCUUGAUGCGACAGGGGAUGAAGCCGUACAAGCAGCUCUUAGCCUCCCACGAAGACGAAAGCGUGAUUGGGCCAGAAAAGUCUAUCGAAGCUUGAUUCAAAGCGAAUCUUCGGGGAGUUCGACUCCAGAAGAACCGGAAGGGCGGACACCUGAAAGACGGAUACCCAAACUCAGCCGUCGCCACUCUACCGCACAUCCAUUACACCUGGCAAAAGAGAUCAAGCGUCGAACCAUGCACUACUUUCGACAAAGAUCAGGCGGUGCUCAAUUUAACCGUGAAGCGCUUCCAAGUCCGCCGAUGGAGUUCUACGAGCCAGCCGAUUUGCCGGCCAUACCUCAUGAUCUGACGCCUGAGAUGUUCUACGUGAUGCAUAAUUUAAAAAUGCUAGAGCUUCCGGCCGAGUCGACUGUUGACCCUAAAGACAUCGUAGUGACACAGUAUGAAGCUGAUCAAUUUGUUGUCACUCCUGGAGAUGAGGACGACAGCAUGUAUAUCCCACUUGAUGGCUCGUUGGCUGUUUAUAUUGCUUGCGCCGAAGGGAAGGAUAGCAAGGAUUAUAUGGUGAAGAAAAUCCAUCGUGGAAAUGCCUUCUUCUCCCUUCUUUCAAUGCUAGACAUGUUGAUGGGAUCUCCAUCUAUGUUCAAAACGGUUUCAUUGAAAGCUCUAGAACCGACUAAAGUCGUACGAUAUUCAAUCCGAUCAUUUGUUGAUGCCUACAAACAAGAUCCAGUAUUAUGGUCAAGAACGAUUCAGGUUGCGUGCACUCGCCUACUUCAUGUGACGAUGACAACGUUGCAUAAUUACAUGGGAUUAAGUUCAGAACUGAUAAAGCCGAGAGUGAAAGACCCUCGUUCAAAUACGACACCAUUCUCACUGAGCACCGAUUCAAUGAGAAGACAUGCGGCCGGUUCUCCAUUCACCCAGAAGCUCAGAUCGAUGUCUCUAGGCCGACGUCAGCAAAAUGAUUUCGUCGAAGCCAAGGCUGAGCAGAAGCCAGAAAUCGCAGCCCGUUGGUUCGCUGAAGCACUCCAAGUUACCGACCCGGCCAGCCUGAAAUUGAUCGAAAAUUUGAAAAUUCAGAACUACGAAGAAGAUGAAUUGAUCCUGGAGCAAGGAAGCGAGGACGAAAGGCUGGCAAUAGUCCUGCAGGGGACUGUGUUGCUAAAACAGGAAUCAGUCUUUGAUGAAGAAGACCCAGAUGCAGAAGAGAAAUGGGCUUCGUCCAUGCAUUCAAAGGAGCUGAUUGGUGGCUUGCAGGUCCUCACCAAUGAGCCGUCAUUCUACACUUACAAGGCAAAAAAUGCUGUAUCGGUUGCUUGGCUUGAUAAGGAACUUGUGCAAGCGCUGAUAGAAGCCCGGCCUAGCGUUUACCUUGUCAUCGCGCAUUCAGUGCUCUGCCGGCUAUCUGCAUUUGUGCGUGGAGUAGAUUUCGCACUGGAUUGGGUGCUAGUCGACAGUGGACAAUCGGCAUACCGAUUCGGAGACACUUCCGACUCCCUGUUCGUCGUCUUGUCGGGUCGUCUUCGGUCGGUUGAUAAGAAAGUUGUAAUCGAAGAGUUUGGACGUGGCGAUGUUCUUGGAAUGAUUGACCUUCUUCAAAAGAAGCCCCGCUCGACCACUGUCUUAGCGGUCAGAUUCUCACAGUUGGCUCGAAUUCCUGAGGGCUUGCUGAAUUAUAUCAAGCUGUCGUUCCCACAGGUCGGCUUCCGGCUUGUACAUUUGCUGGGACAAUACUACACCACUUCUCCAUCUAGAAGAUCCAUGUUCAGUCCAUCAGCCAAUACCCGCUAUCUCGACCAAUCUGGGGCUGACCCGAUGAGUCAUAUCAAGAAUCUGCGCACCAUUGCUGUCAUUCCGGCCUUCCCGGAAAUCCCCCUCACUUCCUUCUGUUGCGAGCUUUUCGCGGCGUUGAGUAAAAACUGCCGGGUGCUUCGACUGAGUUCCGAAAAGAUUGCUCGGACGUUGGAUCCCAGCGUAUUAGAAAAGCCUGCUGACUUCCGCCUUAUGCACUGGCUGAAUGUCCAAGAAGAAGCCUAUUCACUGGUGAUCUAUGAAUGUGAUUAUUCGGCGACCAAUUGGAGUAGGAGAUGUCUACGACAGGCAGACGCCAUUCUGUUCGUAGGACUUGGUACCAAAACACCACCAAAGCAUUCCCUACUAGAUGAUUUGAAAAAAGAUGAGAAGGAUGGGCUUCGGACAAAUAAGGAACUAAUCCUGCUAUGGCCGGAAGAUACGCGCACGCCUACGAAUACAUACCAAUGGCUAAAGGGAUCGUACUUUUCUGGUCAUCACCAUAUCAGGAGUCCAAAGAGAAUGUGGCAAUGGCAUAUGGCUAAAGAUGGAACAAAAACAUGCUCGGAACGUGAAAUCAUCGACUACUAUGAGGAAAAUGUCAAAUUUGAGAAGAUGGAUAUGCGGUCGGACUUUGGACGACUUGCGAGGAUUCUAACCGGAAAUGCGAUUGGGCUGGUACUAGGAGGAGGAGGAGCCAGAGGAGCCGCCCAUCUUGGAGUGAUCCAGAGUAUGCAACAACUCGGGAUCCCUAUCGACAUGGUAGGCGGAACGAGCAUUGGUUCGAUGAUUGGCGGUCUUGUCGCGGAAACGACAGCUGGUUCAGAACUGAUCCCACGUGCCAGGAGCUGGUUCAUGGACAUGACAAGCUUAUGGCGCAAAAUUUGGGAUCUCACCUAUGCACAUACGGCAAUGUUCACAGGAGCCGGCUUUAACCGGACCCUACACGAUCUUUUUGGCGAGCGUGUAAUCGAGGAUCUCUGGAUACCAUACUUCUGUAUUUCCACCGAUAUUUCAACGUCGGAAAUGCGUGUCCACCGAACAGGGCCAUUAUGGACCUAUUGCCGUGCAUCAAUGUCGUUGGCCGGCUACUUGCCACCAAUCUGCGACCCGCAAGAUGGGCAUCACCUUCUCGACGGUGGCUAUGUCAACAAUUUGCCGGCUGAUGUAAUGAGAUCGAUGGGUGCGAGAGUAGUCAUUGCAGUAGAUGUUGGGGCCGUUGAAGAAACGAACCUCCACAAUUAUGGUGACACCCUCUCGGGCACCUAUCUACUACUCAGCAAAUUUAACCCAUGGGCCCAGCCAGUCCGCGUAUUAAAUAUGGAGGAGAUUCAAUCUCGACUGGCCUUUGUCUCGUGUGUAAGACAGCUGGAAACUGUCAAAAAGGCUCCAUACUGUUGCUACUUGCGACCACCAAUCGAGACGUUCAAAACACUCGAUUUUGGACGAUUCGAGAUGAUUAUGGAAACGGGCGAAAGAUACGGGGAGAAGGUGCUUGUGGACCUGUUGAGGGAAAAUGAGGCGCUUCGGAAAGCGAUGGGCACUGAAGAAUGCACAAGGAGGUUAGCUCGACAACAGAGCGGAAUUGAUAAGGAUCGCAUUGAUCGCUGUAUGUCUACUUCGUUCACUGACUUGGCAGCAGCCUUGUCGAAAGUACCAUCAUUCCAUCGAAGAAGAAAUUCCCUAUCAGCCCUCGACCAGAUUGACCCAUUGGAAAUGGAGGAGAUCCUCGAGGAACUAAUUAAUAAUGAUGAUUCACACAGCGAUAUCUUCAUUGUAUCUGAAGACGCAGACGGAGAAGAGCUUCAUGAUGAGCUCGUUGAGACUCAC